AAACAGAAGUUGUGUUGUUGUCAUGAUGUGCUAUGAUGAUGUGUUGCUAGUGUUGUUUGACAUUUAAACAUGUCGUGUGCAGCUUUGAAUUGUACUAAUCGUUCCUCACCAGGGUCCAGUAUAAGUUUUCAUCGUUUCCCAUUAGGUGACAAAGAUCGGCUGCAGCGGUGGAUGGUGAACAUCAGACGUGACCAUUUCAAGCCAUCUCCAUCUUCUCGCAUAUGUUCCCACCACUUUGAAGACAGCUGUUUCUUCAAGAACAAUAAAGGUCAAGUGUGCCUUAAGAAAACGGCUGUCCCCACCAAAUUUUUCUUCCCUGACUCCUUUAAGAUGGCAUGGUGCACCAAAUUAUAUAGAAGGCGAAGGAAUGUGGAAAAUUAUGAAAAUCAUGAAUUUCAUACAUACAGUCUCAAAAUGGAUCCCAAGAGAAGGUAUGUGGAAGAGGAGGUCAUUUUAGAUGAGUUUGUGAAAGAGGAGGAAGAUGCUUCGGAUCAGGACAUGGCCGAAACCAGUGUGACGCCAGUGAUUUACCCCACUGAAAUAUGUGUCAUUGCAGUUAGACAUGAUCACUGCUACCGUUCUUGGUCUUCAAACAAAGCUUGUAGUUCCAUAGAUGACACCGAAACAACGGCAGAAAUGCAAGAGAACGAAUCUGCAAAGAAGCUGAAGCACAGUUUGAACUUGGUCCUGGGCAAGAUUGCGGCCUGCAGGAAAAAAAUAAAAUUGAAGAACGCCACGAUUCGAAGGCUAAAAAGAAAAGUGACUUCUCUGUCCUCAGUCAUUUCAGAGUUGAAAUCGAAAAAAACCUCAGAGACAAAACAAAAGUAUGCUACCCUUAGGCAAAGCACAUUGUAA
This is a messenger RNA of Rhinichthys klamathensis goyatoka, 855 nucleotides long. RefSeq names its product THAP domain-containing protein. NCBI's taxonomy places the organism in Eukaryota, Metazoa, Chordata, Actinopteri, Cypriniformes, Leuciscidae. Bases 70 to 855 code for a protein of 261 amino acids. The record is from RefSeq and is a predicted model, not a curated record. The transcript is spliced from 2 exons. Gene Ontology annotation, molecular function: sequence-specific DNA binding.